AUGGCGCUCAUAUCCGCAAAGACCAUCAUCACCUCCAUCUCCCUCUUCCACAUCACCCUGGGCUUCUUCUUCCUCACCAACCCCGUCACCGUUGCCGACCAGUCUCUGGUCUGGGUUAUUGGCGAGGCCAUGGGCAUGCCCUACUCGCGCAACUUCGAAACCCAGUCUCCCGCACUCGCCUUCCUCGCCGUAGGCCUCGCCUUCUUCGGCAUAACCGACCUCGCGUCCUUUGGCCUGCCUGAGGAGGUCUGCCUCGUGCAACACUGGGGUGUACAAGGCAUGUCUCACCACCCACCACCGGCUUGCUGCCCUUUGAACAUCAGCCCCGCGAUACCAUACUAA
Thyridium curvatum is the source of this 342-nucleotide messenger RNA. RefSeq lists its product as uncharacterized. NCBI's taxonomy places the organism in Eukaryota, Fungi, Ascomycota, Sordariomycetes, Thyridiales, Thyridiaceae. The transcript is spliced from 2 exons. The record is from RefSeq and is a predicted model, not a curated record. The coding region runs from base 1 to 342 and encodes 113 amino acids.